GACUUUACUGAGAGCAGGACCAACCCUCAGAGGCAUUAACUCAGAAUGGAUAUGAAACUGUUGGCACUCGUGGCUGCGCUUGUUGUGGUGACAUAUGCGCCUCCAGCUCAAGCAAAGCCCAUCAGCCUGGUGGAGAGAUGCUAUUGCCGCUCAACAGUUAACAACCUUCCACGGGGCUACAUCCGAGAGCUCAAGUUCAUCAACACGCCCAACUGCCCCUUCCAAGUCAUUGCCAAGCUGAAGUCAAACAAAGAGGUGUGUGUGAACCCAGAGGUCCGGUGGCUGAAGCAGUACAUGAGGAACGCCAUCAACAAGAUGAGGAAAAAUAAGCAGGCCAACUGAAAUAAAAAUCCUGCAGAGAUCCUCCUGAGUCACCACUGAGGAUUUGGGCCAUCCUGAGAUCAUCUGGUAUGUUGUCCAGCACUUAUCCCGGCCGCCAGGCUGACGCGGCCAUUUGCAUGGAACGAAUCUACGACCCCUUCACCGUGAACACCGAUCCACCAGCCUCCACCACCGUCUGUCACCAUCACCACUUUCACCACUUUAUAGAGGUCAUAGAUGUUAUUAGUGUGAAGUGCAAUUAUAUCUGUGAGUGUAUGUUUUUCUCAAUAUAAUGUAUAUACUUUCUUGUUAAUGGACUUCAACAGUAAAGAGCUAUUUUUGAAGAUAUCUCUCGUUCCUCUGGCCUUUUCUGUCAUUUAGGGUAAAGGACCUAUACCUCAGGGUUGGGUCUGAGUUUAAAAGGGAGCGUUGUAGGUCAGGAGGAAGAUUUUCUCACCACCAAACAUGAGGCAAAGGUCUUACUUGCAAGUAGCAAAAGAACUGGAGCCUGCUGAGCCGAGAGAAAACGGAUUUAUCUUAACUAAAGCUAACCUAAUAUGAGAUCCAGUCAUUUUGAUUGCCUCUGAUUUUAAAAUUUAGUGUUUGGAUUCACGUCUAAAAACUGAGGAACACAGCUGCAGAGUCAUAUUUCAUGUUUGAAGUUAAUUGGGAGCAUAACAUUUCAGCGGGGGCCAGCUACCCUCAGAAUGAUUAUAUACGAUGUAUACAAGAUCCUAGUAAAAAUGGCAAUUCCAAUGUUUUGUGAUGGAAAUUAGGAUGCCAAAAAGGGCCCGAGCAUUUCCUGAGCCGAUCUGUCGCUGUGAUUAUGCGAUCCUGUUUUUUUUCCCAUUCUUAGAGAAACGCGUGAGCAUCUGGAACCCAAGUAUGUUUAAUGUAGGAGCCGAUAAAUCUAAAAUAUGCUGGAAUCCUGUAUCAGUGUCAGUCAACCAAUCAUCAAAAUAUGAACUCUGUUUGAAAUAACCUCUUAGUAUGAAUGUCCAUAACAAAGAAGGGUGUACAGCAAUUUUGAAAAUAGUUACAGAUUCAAUAGUUAAAACUCUAGGCUGUGUUUUUCUACAGCAGACAAAGUAGCACCAGUACUGAUAACAAACCCAUGUACCUAGAUGUGACUACCUUCAACUGUCAUGCAGAUAGCAACGCACUUUAUAUCUGAUGUAUUAAUGUUUUAACAACAAAAAAUUACCAUUACUCACUAAGUCUGAUCAUUAAAUUCUGUCUUCAGUCUUUAUUUUUUAUGUCUAUCUUGCUCUUUCCCGUUCCUUUCUAUAUUUUUUUUUUGAUCAAUGAAUGUGCAGCUGCAUUUAGGGAAAUAUGUUCAUCCAUUCAUCCAAAUCUCCCCCUCAUAUGUGAAACGAAUAUGAUACAAAUGUUUUAUUUUUGUACUCUUUUAUGCAUUUAUAUAUUCAGUGCAACAUUUUUAAAUGAAGGAAUUGUACUCUCACAAUCGAGCCAUAAACAGUCGACGUAAAACUUGUCAGUAAAAAGAAAAGGAAAUCUUUAAAAUGUUAUAGCUACUCUUUUAAUAUAUGAUGUAUGUUAUGAGUAUUUUCAUAAAUAUAAAUAUAUGUAAACACGUUUAUUCGGCUUGGGGACUCCCUCAUGAUUUUAGUCAGUGUAACGCAGGCUUUUCCAGAGCCAACACACACAGCUGGAAGAAUCUUACUGUACCGCAGGGUCAGAGGGUAAAUCUGAAGCUUUGAUGUGAGAACAUGUGUUUAGCUUUACUUACAAGGGCAAAUGAAAGGCAAGGAGAAUGAUCCUGCCUGCGAUUUAACUAUUAACUCAACAAGCGGCCAUUAGGAAAACAUUAGGGCUGAAAAGGGAUGAACUUUUAACUUCCCUCUGAGGGCAUUAUGUGGGGCGGAGCACGGUAGUAUAUGUGGCUCUCUGAUCGAAACAUAAGGGGGGGAGAUAAACGGCGCUGAGUGGCAGCACGCAACUGGUUUUGCGACAUUUGCUGACCAGCUUUGAAGUCCAGUUUAAACGUGAUAAAAAUCUGAGUCAGGAGGAGAUAGAGCCAUUGAUUUGUCCCAAUUUGGAAUGGAAAUUGAUCACAUACUGUAUAAUCACUGUAUGACCUGAUUGUGUUCAACUGUGUUAAAUGUGGGUAUCACUGCGGGAAUCUGCAGGUAGCAACACGUACUUUCCUCCCCUGCAAUGUUAAGAUUGAGCUUCACAUCUCUACCACUAUAAAGCAUUUAAGAUAAUUGUUCACUGAGAAUAUUUGCAUUAAACUUUAUACGACAAAUA
This is a messenger RNA of Limanda limanda (common dab), 2592 nucleotides long. It is a transcript of the gene cxcl12a, whose product is annotated as chemokine (C-X-C motif) ligand 12a (stromal cell-derived factor 1). The record is from RefSeq and is a predicted model, not a curated record. Gene Ontology annotation, molecular function: chemoattractant activity; chemokine activity. The coding region runs from base 46 to 342 and encodes 98 amino acids. The transcript is spliced from 4 exons. Gene Ontology annotation, cellular component: extracellular region. Gene Ontology annotation, biological process: chemokine-mediated signaling pathway; immune response; axon guidance. Lineage: Eukaryota; Metazoa; Chordata; Actinopteri; Pleuronectiformes; Pleuronectidae.